AUGGAUAUUGAAUCUUAUCGACAAGUAAUGAAAGAUGUUAUGAUUAUGAAAACAAUUCUUCAUCAACUUGAUCGAUUAUUAAAACAUUCAAAUGGAAUUAAUAUGACAAAUUCAAUGAUUAGUUUAUUUCAUGAAUCUAUGAUUAGUUCAAGACAUUAUUCAUCAAGUAUCAAUGAUGCUAACUUGCGAUAUUCAAUCGAUAAAAAUCUUUCUUAUAAUGAUUUAGUUAAAUAUAAAUAUUCCAGUCAAACACCAUCAACAUUCCAAUUUUAA
Rotaria sp. Silwood1 is the source of this 273-nucleotide messenger RNA. The record is from the annotation of a GenBank genome assembly. Lineage: Eukaryota; Metazoa; Rotifera; Eurotatoria; Philodinida; Philodinidae.